Microthlaspi erraticum is the source of this 4119-nucleotide messenger RNA. The record is from the annotation of a GenBank genome assembly. NCBI's taxonomy places the organism in Eukaryota, Viridiplantae, Streptophyta, Magnoliopsida, Brassicales, Brassicaceae.
AUGGGUGAGCAGAAAGUGAUUGAAGAAAUAGAAGAAGCGAUGAAGAGCAAGACUUCUAUGGUUUUCGCCAUUAAUGGUGAAAGAUUCGAGCUCGAGCUCUCUUCCCUUGAUCCUUCAACUACACUCAUCGAUUUCUUGCGCAACAAGACUCCUUUCAAGAGCGUCAAGCUCGGCUGUGGCGAAGGUGGUUGUGGCGCUUGUGUUGUUCUUCUCUCAAAGUAUGAUCCAUUGCUCGAGAAGGUCGAUGAUUUCACAGUCAGCUCUUGUCUCACGCUCCUAUGCAGCAUCGACGGCUGCUCCAUCACUACCUCAGAAGGCCUCGGCAACAGCAGAGCCGGUUUCCACGCUGUCCACGAGCGUAUCGCCGGUUUCCACGCCACGCAAUGCGGUUUCUGCACUCCUGGAAUGAGCGUUUCCAUGUUCUCCGCUCUCUUGAACGCUGACAAGUCUCAUCCUCCUCCUCACAACGGUUUCUCAAACCUCACGGCUGCUGAAGCAGAGAAGGCUGUGUCAGGGAAUCUAUGCCGGUGCACCGGUUACAGACCGCUCGUGGACGCUUGUAAGAGCUUCUCAGCUGACGUGGACAUCGAAGACCUCGGAUACAAUUCCUUUUGCAAGAAGGGAGAACAAAACAGAGCCGAGGUUUUAAAAACUUUGCCUUGUUAUGAUCAUGCAACAUCUCAAGUCUGUAAGUUUCCUGAGUUCUUGAAGGAAGAGAUCAAGAACGGUAUGGUUCUUGAUCCAAGAAAGUACAGAUGGUCAAGCCCUGUGAGUGUCUCGGAGCUUCAGGGGUUAUUAUCAGAGGCUGAGAAUGGAAUGGCGGUUAAGUUAGUUGCGGGUAACACGAGCACAGGGUAUUACAAAGAAGAGAAACAGAGGACGUACGAACGGUUUUUCGAUGUAAGGCGGAUUCCGGAGCUUGCUGUGGUGAGAAGAGAUGAGAAAGGAGUUGAGUUAGGAGCUGCUGUGACUAUAUCGAAAGCUAUUGAGGUUUUGAGAGGUGAAGAGAAUGUUUCUAUGUUGGAGAAACUGGCGGAUCAUAUGGAGAAGAUUGCGAACAGGUUCGUGAGGAACACGGGGACGGUGGGAGGAAACAUCAUGAUGGCGCAGAGGAAACAGUUUCCUUCGGAUCUCACAACCAUACUUGUAGCUGCUAGAGCAACUGUGAAGAUCAUGAGUAGCGGCUCUGGUCAAGAAGAGUUUACAUUGGAAGAGUUUCUUCAACAGCCUCCUCUUGAUACCAAGUCUGUUCUUCUGAGCAUUGAGAUCCCUUCUUGGAGCUCCGUGAAGGUGAAGAAGAACGGUUCUUCUUCGGAUACGCAUUUUCUCUUUGAGACUUACAGAGCAGCGCCACGUCCUCUAGGAAACGCGUUGGCGUUUCUGAAUGCAGCGUUCUCAGCUGAAGUUUCUUUGAGUGAAGAGCUUGAUGGCAUUGUUGUGCAUGAUUGUUUGUUAGCUUUUGGAGCUUAUGGGACAAAACAUGCACACAGGGCGAGGAAAGUGGAAGACUUUCUUACAGGGAAAGUGAUCACUGAUGAGGUUUUGAUGGACGCUAUUGGCUUGCUUAAAGAUGAGAUAGUACCUGAUAAGGGUACUUUGAAUCCUGGUUAUAGAUCAAGCUUGGCUGUUACUUUCUUCUUUGAGUUCUUUGGAUCUUUAACUCAAACAAAUGUUAAAACUUCAAACGGAUGGCUCAACGGAGGAGAGGUUGGUCUUGAUCACGAGGUUGAAUCUUUGAAACCUGAAGCUAUGUUGUCAUCUGCACAACAGAUUGUUGAAAACCAAGAACAUAGUCCGGUUGGGAAAGGCAUUGUAAAGGCUGGAGCUUGUCUCCAAGCAUCUGGUGAGGCUGUUUAUGUAGACGACAUCCCUUCGCCGGAAAACUGUCUCUACGGCGCAUUUAUCUACAGUACAAUGCCUCUAGCGCGGAUCAAGAGUAUAAGGUUCAAGGAAAACAGAGUUCCAGAGGGAGUUCUUGGCAUAAUAACUUACAAAGAUAUUCCUAAAAGCGGGAAAAAUAUCGGCACCAAAGGUUUCUUUGGUUCGGAUCUUUUGUUUGCAGAAGAAAUCACUCACUGUGCGGGUCAGAUCAUAGCCUUUUUGGUUGCAGAUAGUCAGAAGCUUGCAGAUGUUGCAGCAAAUCUUGUUGUGGUUGAUUAUGACACAGAGAAUUUAGAGCCACCGAUACUGUCCGUUGAAGAAGCUGUCGAAAGAUCCAGCCUUUUCGAGAUCUUUCCACGUCUUCGUUGUAAACCGGUCGGUGAUAUCACCAAAGGAAUGGCUGAAGCUGAGCAUAAGAUUCUUGCAUCUAAGUUAAGUUUCGGGUCACAGUACUUCUUCUAUAUGGAGACACAAACGGCUCUUGCAGUGCCUGAUGAAGACAACUGUAUGGUGGUUUAUAGCUCGUCUCAAGUUCCCGAGUAUGUACAUCGAACCAUCGCUGGAUGUCUUGGAGUUCCUGAGCAUAAUGUCCGUGUCAUCACUCGUCGAUGUGGAGGUGGAUUCGGUGGGAAAGUCACCAAAUCAAUGCCCGUUGCUGCAGCUUGUGCACUUGCAGCAUCCAAGAUGCAGCGUCCGGUGAGGAUAUACGUGAACCGGAAAACGGAUAUGAUAACAACCGGAGGAAGACAUCCGAUGAAAGUUACAUAUAGUGUUGGUUUCAAAGCCAAUGGGAAGAUCACUGGUUUAGAUAUGGAGUUGUUACUUGAGGUAGGGAUAAGUGAAGAUAUAAGCCCGCUUAUGCCAAAGGGCAUUCAAUGUGCACUGAUGAAGUAUGACUGGGGUGCUCUCUCUUUUGAUGUGAAACUAUGCAAGACAAACACUGUGAGCAGAACCGCGGUUAGAGCUCCAGGGGAUGUACAAGGAACGUAUAUAGCAGAAGCCAUUAUGGAGAAAGUAGCUUCAUAUCUUUCUAUUGAUGUUGAUGAGAUCAGGAAGGUUAAUCUCCAUACAUAUGAGAGCUUGAAGUUGUUUCACAACGCUCAAGCUGGUGAAUCCCCUGAGUACACGUUACCAAUGAUUUGGGACAAGCUCGCUGAGUCCUCGGGGUUUAACCAGCGGAGGAAGGUGGUCGAGGAGUUCAAUGCAUCAAACAAGUGGAGGAAGAGAGGGAUCUCGCGUGUGCCUGCGGUUUAUGGAGUGUCCAUGAGAUUAACACCGGGAAGAGUAAGCGUGUUGAGCGAUGGGUCAGUAGUGGUUGAGGUUCCAGGGAUUGAGAUAGGACAAGGGCUAUGGACAAAAGUGAAACAGAUGGCUGCAUUUUCUCUUGGACUGAUCCAAUGCGGUACUACAAGCGAUGAGCUUCUCAAGAAGAUCCGGGUGGUCCAGUCCGACACAUUGAGUUUGGUACAAGGCUCAGUGACUGGUGGUAGCACAAGCUCUGAGGCCAGCAGCGAAGCGGUUAGGAUUUGCUGUGAUGGUUUAGUCGAAAGGCUUUUACCAGUGAAGACCGCUUUGGCGGAGCAAACAGGAGCACCUGUGACUUGGGAUAGCCUCAUUAGUCAGGCUUAUCUACAAUCUAUUAACAUGUCGGUUAGUACUGCAUACUCGCCGGAUAUCUCCACUGGCGCAUACCUUAACUAUGGAGUUGCAGCGAGCGAGGUUGAAGUAAACAUUUUGACGGGUGAAACAACGAUUCUGCGCACGGAUAUUAUCUAUGACUGCGGGAAAAGUCUCAAUCCUGCUGUGGAUUUAGGACAGAUUGAAGGAGCAUUUGUUCAAGGACUUGGGUUCUUUAUGCUUGAAGAGUAUCUAAUGAACUCAGACGGUCUCAUAGUAACAGACAGCACUUGGACUUACAAGAUCCCAACGGUAGACACAAUCCCAAGACAGUUUAAUGUUGAGAUUCUCAACAGUGGACAACACAAGAACCGUGUUCUUUCUUCCAAAGCUUCCGGUGAGCCUCCAUUGCUUUUAGCGGCUUCUGUUCACUGCGCGGUCCGAGCAGCAGUUACAGAAGCCAAGAAACAGAUUCUGACAUGGAGUAAUAAUCAACAAGAGAUUGAUCUGACCUUUGAGCUGCCUGUUCCUGCAACAAUGCCUGUUGUGAAGGAGUUUUGUGGACUCGAUGUUGUCGAGAAAUACUUGGAAUGGAAAGUCCAGCAGAGGAAGAACGUUUGA